GGCGCUCGCCGGCCGCUGGAGGCGGGGCUGGGCGGGGGGACGCCCGCCAUGCUGAUCACGCUCUGCUACCUCUACCUAUGGGCGCGUUGGGGGCCUCGCUCGGCCGCGCUCAUCCGCCGCACCGUGCGCCGCCUCCACCGCUCCCGUUGCUCCUUCACCUUCUGCUGCUCCGCCGGCCCUGCGGCGCCUCCGGCUCAUCCGCCGCCGCCCGAGGAGCGAGUCUGCCUCAGGAUAGGAAACAAAGUCUUCUUCACGGACGAGACGCAGCUCCUCGAUGAUUUAAACAGAUGGAGUCUACUUCUCAUUUCUCCUUUUAUUUAUCCUGAUAAGUUACUAGAAACGGAACAUAUAGCUUUUGUGACAGAAAGUGUUUCAGCUCAGGCAGAUAACUUGCAGAAAUUACGUGUGUCUUCAAAAGAGAUUGUGAAGUGGUCUGACUAUUGUUCACCGUUGGCCUAUAAACCUGGGGAACCAUAUAAGUUAAUUGCUGAAGCAAGUGUAGAUAAUUUCAGUAACCUUGGAAUAGCAUUCAUGGAAGACAGGCUUCAAAUGGAUAAUGGAAUGGUUCCAUGCAAGAUUGUUUCUGUCCAUUUACAAGAAAAUACUCUGAAGGAGUUAAAACAGGUGACACCAUCUAUGAAAGAGAAGAGUGCAAGCAUUAAACAGAUGAAUGAAGUAACUCCUGCUACUUUUGGGACUACUGAUAAAACACAAUUAGGAGUAGCUGAGUCUGCAGGACAAGAUGAUGCAGAGGCAAAAGAAGAGAAAUCUAAGCGAGGAAAAGAAAAUGAGCACAAAGAUGAAUCCAACAGCCUAUCUGACAAAGAGAUAGGUUUUGGAGAGCAUCAUCACUUGCAUCUUUCCAGCUGUCGUGAAUGUCUACAACUUGAAAACAGCACUAUCGAAUCAGUCAGGUUUGCCUCUGUGGAAGACAUUCCAGAACUUCCUGAUGAUUGCAAUAGCAAACUGGAAGAGAAUGGUGAUUGUCUAACAACAGGAAUAAAGAGAGUAAACCUUGCUGGAAAGCCCCCUAAUAUAUUGAUUUAUGUUGGCUCUGGAACUGCAAAAGUGAGCUUUGAGCAAGUAAAAUCAGUCAUUCAGGAAUGUGUUGAUACAGAUAGCUACGCCAUCUACCAGCUGCAUGAAGAACAAGUUCUGAAAGCUCCGUGGAUUGAUAAUUCACUGCUGUUGAUCAUUGCCACAGAAAGGCCUAUUUCUGAGAAGAACCAAAAACAGUUCAUGAAGUUUUUAUCUAAAGGUGGAAAGAUUCUAGGGUUAUCAUCCUCUUUUACAUUUGAUGGUAUACAAAUAAAGAGGAAAGACAAAUUGAAGAGAACUGUUCAUGAAUUAGUGGUCUCUAAAAUGGACAGUACUGAAAUGAAGUUAAAUCUUUUGAUCACUGGCUGUAUUUUUGAGAUAGCAAUGAAGGAAGGGAGCAGCAAAGUGAAGCCGUUGAGUUGCUUAAAUAAUGCUGAUAAAGAUAUAGUUAUUGUUCAUCUGCCUUAUGGAGACAAUGGAGGAGAAGCCAUUCUUUCUCAGGUACAUUUGGAACUGGAUACUAAUUCUGUGGAUAUCCAAACUGAAGAGGAUUUUAAUUUGCUUAAGAUGAGCAAUUCCAAGCGAUACGAAGUUCUCAAGGAGAUUCUGAUAUCACUUGGCCUGAGUUGUGAAUUAAGUGAAGUUCCUACAUUGACACCUAUUUACCUUCUUUCUUCUGAUGAGGAAAUCCAUCUUACAGUUUUGAAAUGGCUUGAGGAGAAUGUAAAUGCUGAAGGAUUAAUAGAAUCCAGCAAAGUAUCUCUUAAAUUUGUUUCAUCUUGUGAAUCGAAAAUGGAGAUAACUCCAUCUUUCAUGUCAGUCAUCACCGAGAUGGGAAACUUCUCAUCAGAACAUUUCAGCCUGGAGACAUAUCAGCAGAAUCUACAAACAAAGAAACUUGGAAAGAUUGUUUUAUUUACUGAAGUUACCACCACAACAAUGAAUCUUCUAGACGGGUUAAUGUUCAAGUUGCCUGAGGAGAUGGGUUUAAUAGCAAUCGCUGUUCGACAAACACAAGGGAAAGGUCGUGGUGGAAAUGUUUGGCUCAGUCCCAUUGGUUGUGCACUAUCCACUUUACAUAUCACAAUUCCUCUACAUUCCAACUUGGGCCAGAGAAUUCCUUUUAUUCAACACCUAGUGUCCUUGGCAAUGGUAGAGUCGGUUAGAUCAUUACCAGGAUAUGAGGAUAUUGACCUGCGAGUAAAAUGGCCAAAUGAUAUUUAUUACAGUGAUCUUAUGAAGCUUGGUGGAGUUCUGGUAACCUCUACACUUAUUGAAACAACAUUUCAUAUACUUAUUGGUUUUGGAUUUAAUGUGAAUAACAGCAACCCCACCAUAUGCAUCAAUGACCUCAUCACAAAAUUUAAUAAGGAAGAGGGGACAAAUCUGAAAGCUUUAACUGCAGACUGCCUUAUUGCAAGAACUGUAACUGUGCUAGAGAGGCUUAUAGAUAUUUUUCAGGAGAAAGGGCCCAAUGGAGUUCUUCCUCGUUAUUACAAGUACUGGGUACACAGUGGUAAGCAGGUUCGUCUGCACAAUGAGGAGGGCCCGUUGGCAUGGAUAGUUGGGAUUGAUGAUUAUGGAUUCCUUCAAGUUCAUGAAGAAGGCAAAGGUGUAGAGUCUGUGCAUCCAGACGGCAACUCUUUUGAUAUGCUGAAAAACCUCAUAAUCCCAAAGCAUUAAUAGUUCUCAGAGUUCACAACACAAAAGGAGGUUCUUUACUAUUCAAUACCAAGUAGCUAAGCUUGUGUAGAAGUGGGAAGAGUAUUUGAUGGUUUGUUUGUUUGGUUUUCUUCUUCCUAUUUGUGAUGUCUUUUGUUCUUUGAGAUGUAUAACUUCAAUGGUUUAAUAAGAGUUAAUUAUCUUUUUGAUGAAGGUGGUCGUUUUUCUGUAUUGUCUUAAAAACUCAUCUAUGUUGCCAUUAUUUCUAAGCGUAUAUUCUUUUAACGGACUCUGAUUUCAACAGAAUACUGUGCAAUGAACAGAACUUUUUCUUCAAUUACUCACUGUGAGAAACUGAAGUGGCUAAAUAUUUUGUUUUCAGGUGUCUGUAUUUUUAUUGUGCUUUAACACAAUGAAGUAUUUACAUUUUAACUAGAUUCUGGUUUUUGCACUGUCUGCAGUGGAAUCAUCUGGAAGAGCUCAUCAUGUAUUUCUGAAUUACUGGGCUUAACACCGUAUUUAGAUUCAGGUCUAAGUAGAUCCUUGCUGACUUGGUUCUUCUCCACAUGAACACAUACAACAAUUCACAUACUGUGCUUUGGUCACAGGUAUGCAACUCUGUCAUGGCUGCCUUGAGUUUUUGGAGAGUCUUCCAUCAACUCUUAAGAACUAUGGUUGGUUAAGCCGAUUUAUUUUUAGCCUGCUCUUCUUAGCCAAUUGGAUCUAAGCGAAUCAUCUCAUGUCUCCUUUAAAUCAGUGUUCUGAAAGGCUUUAGCCCUGCAAGAAUAGCCCUCUGGGGGUCAUGACUAGUAUAGCUUCUGAUUUCAGUAUCCUUAUACAGGUUCAUCACUAUAAUAGUCAUGAAGGUAAGCGAAUAAGAGAAGAUGUCCCAAUCUUAAGAUCCCUACAUCAAUCACUCCGCUGGAAAUGAUAAAACAUAAAGUUACUUAUGUCCAAAUUCUCUUCCAUUGCUUCUCUUUUCUCCAAUCCCUUUCCCAAAGCGGGCAACUGUUUUUUCUGCUAACCACUGAAAACAAGGUUUGGCAUCUGCUGACUAGGAGGAUGCUUGCUUUUGGGGCUGGCCGCACAGUUCUGGGUUAGGUGUAACAGUUUGGUCUCAUUGGAAAGCAUCAAGAGGUAGGCGUGUGGGAGCUGCUGUGUGAUAGACAGCUUAUCGGGUUUCUCUCCUGUGCCAGACGACUUUGCAUUUUGUCUGGCCACAGAGCACUUCAAAUGGCUCUCUCAAAUAAGAAGUUUAUCAUAGGUGUGAUGUGGCUGGUUUCAUUUCCUCUAGUAGGAAGCACCACUUAUUAUGUACCUUGUCCCUACUAAAGUUGGAUCAGCCAGAUUGGCUUCUACAAAGCACUUUUGUCUACUAGCCAGAAAAGGGUUUUUUAGGUUAAAGUUCACCUCAUAAACAAUCUGAACUUGUUAGUAGAUUGUUUCAGUUACAAAGCCAAGAAGUCUUAAAGCAAAGAAGCUAGUCUGUAAUGGUAAUUUACAGUAAUCCUCACAUAUUAGGUUUUAGGUGGUUUGGCAGCAAGUGCUAGAAAUUAAGUUGUCCCUCUCACACUUGGGAUUUUACGCUCCAUAUCGCAAUAUAUCUGUGUGUGUGCCUGGUUGUCUGUCCCCUGCUGUUUUGUUUCCCCUUGUGAUCUGUGUCAAACAUGACUGCACACCAGUAUUUCCUAGAAUUGUACAGGGUAGUGUAGACAGCUGUUAAUUGGCUUAGCUGAAAUGAUGCACAAGAUUGCCAAUUUUUCCUUUUUCACCCCAGAUGCUUUCAAAACUGCUUUGGGCUGUUAAUUUUUGGCAACUACCGUUAGUUCAGAAUCAAGCAAAUAUUAUCAUAAAAUGAUAUAUAAAUCUGAGUUAAUAAAGUUUUUAAAGGAGCCCAUUUGUAUGUGUAGUGUGUAUGUGUAUACACACAACUUCUGUGUGUGUUUUCACUUCUUUUCUACCUUUUCCUUCCUAGCUGUGGAAAGCAUAGAACUGGUUUUUGACCAGUAACAGAAUUUUUAAAAACUUCAAAUCUGUAGAUCUCAAAGUGUCUGUUUUGUUACAGUAGAGUUUGCCAAUAGGAAACACAGUUGAUAUCACUUCUAUUUCAGAUAGACUGAUGAGUGGCUGUAGAGUUUACUUUAAAUGACCAGGCCAUGCAUUACUUCUUUACAUCAUUCUCUUCUCUAUUUUAGGUGCAGGGACUGUAAAAGAACAGUGGGGAAAAAGAUAAAGCAUGUUCCUGUAGGAAGGGCAUAAUGGAGUACUUGCAAAACUUCACUUAGCUAAACAAGUGCUGAGCAGAAAGCAGAUGUAUUUUUCUUACUAAAAUGCUUCAAUAUAAUAAUUGCUAUUAUUCCAAUUUGGCUUUCUUCAUAUUCUUUGCAAUGAAAUGCAUGUUUUAUUCUUGCUUUACAUUUUAAGAUUAUUCCAAAACAAGUUUGGCAAGAAACUUAGCAUUGAACUUCCUUUCUGAAAGUGAGAACUAUCAGCUGUGGAUUUGUCAGAGCAUUGGUAGGUGAUGUGGGGAUACUACUUUGCCUCUAUUUUUUAGUGGCCACUUCAUGUGUGUCUGCAGCAACCUGCUGUCUUAGGCAAAUGGCCUUGAGUUGGGUGAAGUGUUUGUUACAGACCUGACCUUCCUUUCAGAAAAAUCAAAGAACCUCACAAAGAAAAUUCACGCUACUUACAGAGAGCAUUGGAAUAAGGUCAUUCUGACUAGCAGCUGCUACUGUCAGGAAAGCCCAUGAACCUUCCUAUCCCACACUCAUCCUAAGGGAAUAUCUGGGAAUCACAGUCACUGAUUGUAUUCUUACUAUGGCAGAUAUCGCAUUCUGAAAACCACAAUAUUUUGCUGUGAAAAUCAUUUUUAGUAUUGUUCUUUAUGUAAGACAGACAAAUGUAGUGUCGUGUGGUCUCAGAACGCAGGUAUGGAGAGACUAAGGCAUCUCUGGACUCGGAAGUAAUGCACUGAAACUGUUUAAUUUUAUUAAGAUGUGGAACAUUUCGUGUGAGGCUGAUGUCAUAUCCUGAUGAAGUGCUUUUGUAGAGCAUUUAUUACGGUCUGUAUUUCUGUGACUUCCUUUUUUUUUUCUCUCAGACUGUUACACAUUUUCUCAUCACACAUUGUGAAAAUAUCUGUAGAGGUUGUUUGUCGGCAGGGAGACUUUUUGCAGGGUGAGCUGGGUGUGUUGGCACCUGCCUGCAUUCAGAACGAAUACGCGGGUUGCGUUCCUGUAGGACCAAUGCUGUUUCCAAAGAUUUGAAAAAAGAAUAACAUACUUAACGGGUAAGAGUUCAAGCAGUGCAUCUCACUUCUAUUAAAAGUUUUAUAAGAUUUCAGAGCUUUUUAAAAAUCUCUUCAGCAAAUAUAAUAUACUUCAAGGGCUAUUAUCUAGAAAUAAUAUUGGAGUAUUUAAUUCUUUAUGCUGCUAUUUUAUUGCUCAACUUUGUUUAAUUUCCCUGCUUUUUCUGAUGCAGCUACAAGACUUCACAAGUCUAAAAAAAUUACUCUCUGCAACUGCUUUGGAAUAGACGAUUGCUAUAUAAAUGUUUUCUGAAGUACAGCUUAAUAGCUGUCAUGGCAAAGAUUUGUGCUGCCAACAGCUGAUGGAUUCCUGGGGGGAAAUGCCCUGAUAAAGCCAUUUGCAUGCAUAAGAUGUGGCAGUGAUGCACAGCAUUGAUCAGACAGCAAAGAAAUUAAAUCUGGACUGAGGUAAGAACAGAGGUCAAAAAACAGUGGUAUGCAGCAGACUGUCAUCAUGUAGCAAUCAAUUGAUUAAAAGAACUGCAGGGAAGAAUUGUGAACUGAUGCUGUAUUUGAAUAUCUUGCAAUAGAGUGUUUCGUUAGCGAUUCUGUGUUAUUUUCAGUUCUCCAAGACUCUUCCAUUAGAAUGCAAUGCAGCCUAAAUGGGAUGCGUCAAAUCCUUGUAUUUUGUAAGACAUUAAGAGUCAAAUUAAAUGUUGAAUUGAAAUAAAUUUUCCAAUAUA
This is a messenger RNA of Phasianus colchicus (ring-necked pheasant), 6690 nucleotides long. RefSeq names its product holocarboxylase synthetase (gene HLCS). Gene Ontology annotation, molecular function: biotin--[biotin carboxyl-carrier protein] ligase activity. Lineage: Eukaryota; Metazoa; Chordata; Aves; Galliformes; Phasianidae. Gene Ontology annotation, cellular component: cytoplasm. The record is from RefSeq and is a predicted model, not a curated record. Gene Ontology annotation, biological process: protein modification process.